This is a messenger RNA of Zea mays, 987 nucleotides long. RefSeq lists its product as uncharacterized. The record is from RefSeq and is a predicted model, not a curated record. Lineage: Eukaryota; Viridiplantae; Streptophyta; Magnoliopsida; Poales; Poaceae. Bases 1 to 711 code for a protein of 236 amino acids. The transcript has 9 exons.
AUGUUUAUCUCUUGCGCGCUCCUCUUCUUCCUCCCUGGCGCUCGGUCGCUUCUCUCUGGUCUCCACGCGCACCGCGUCCAGCUCCCUCCUCCAGCUGUGUCUGCUGCUCGCCCCAGCCUGGAGCUUCGCUCGGCUUCCAACUCCGGCGCCCGGCCGAGCUCCCUGCUCCCACUCUUUAUCACUUUAUAUGGUUGGAGCCUGGAGAAUAUGCACCAGGGCUAUCCCAAAGAAACACUUGUGCGUUUCCUUAAGGCUAGAGAGUGGAAUGUAGCAAAGGCUCAUAAAAUGAUUGUAGAAUGUUUGAAUUGGAGGAUUCAAAAUGAAAUUGAUAGUGUGCUCGAGAGGCCUAUAGCCCCAGUAGAUUUAUACAAAUCAAUACGUGAUUCACAACUUAUUGGCCUGUCACGAUACACAAAGGAGAUUCUUCUGUACAACUUCGAUGGUGGUACAAUUUGUUCAGUGGUUAUUUUGAAAGAAUGGCUUGGCAUCCAUCGCGUCGCUGCUGCUGAAAUAUCUAAAGGUCUCCCAAUUUUUGGCAUUGGUGUUGGGCAUAGCACAUAUGACAAAGCUUCGGUAAUUACUCUGAUGCUUGCUAUUUGUUUGGUAGGCUAUAGCUACAGCCAAAAUCAUAAAAGUGCCUGGUUUGAAGCUAUCAGCACUAAGCCAAAUAAAGGAUUCCGGCUCUCAUCAAGUGACUCCCCCUCAUGUUGACUUUGCGGAUGUCUCAAUUCUAGUGGUGGAGCUACGAACAACAAUCCGAUGUCCUGAUCGAGAGCGAUGGAGUUAAUGUUUGAACUUGUGUGUUUGAACUUGUGAACUAAAAAUGUGAACUAUGGAUGUGAACUUAACUUGUGUGUUUGAACUUGUGAACUAAAAAUGUGAACUAUGGAUGUGAACUUGUGUGAAUUUGUGAACUUAUGUAUUUGGACUUAUGUGAAUUUGUGAACUUAUAUAUUUGGACUUGUGUGAAUUUGUGAUAUGAACAUA